Molecule: messenger RNA, 1368 nt
Organism: Malassezia japonica
Lineage: Eukaryota; Fungi; Basidiomycota; Malasseziomycetes; Malasseziales; Malasseziaceae
Exons: 1
Coding region: 1-1368 (455 amino acids)
Biological process (GO): carbohydrate metabolic process
Cellular component (GO): membrane
Molecular function (GO): chitin deacetylase activity
Source: RefSeq, a predicted model, not a curated record
AUGUUGCACAUUGUGCCCGGCCAGGUCGAGGCCCGUGGUGUGGCUCCUGCUGAGCAGGCUGCCGACCGUGUGGUCAAGGGCCACCGCGGCUUUAGCCGUCGUGCCCAGGCUACCAACGAGGCUGAGUACGCUGGUCUUCACGACAACACGCAGUGCAGUCCCUACGGCGACAACGGUGUUACUGAGAUGAAGAACCAGAAGGACUUCCCUACGGUUAGCCAGAUUGCUAACAUCGUCCAGGGCGACGACGAGGCCCAGAAGAUCUGGAAGGAUGUCCAGGGUAUGGGCCUGAUUCCCUCGGGUGCCAAGCCCAAGACGGCUGACAACUCGGGUGGCCAGAGCAUGGGUAUCAACAUGCAGGGCUACGACAACAAGGACGACCCUGACUGUUGGUGGUCGGCCUCGGGCUGCAAGAAGCCGAAGCAGAAGGGCCUUGUGGAGGACCUCUACACUUGCCCUGAGCCGGACACUUGGGGUCUUACCUUUGACGACGGUCCUAACUGCACGCACAACGCCUUCUACGACUUCCUGAAGAAGGAGAAGCUCAAGGCUACUCUGUUCUACAUCGGCAGCAACGUCGUGAACUGGCCCUACCAGGCCCAGCGCGGUCUUGUGGAUGGUCACGACGUCUGCGUGCACACCUGGUCGCACCGCUACAUGACCACCCUGUCGAACGAGCAAGUGUUUGCUGAGCUGUACUACACCUCGAAGGUGAUUAAGCAGAUCAUUGGUAUUACCCCGAGCUGCUGGCGUCCUCCGUACGGUGACACUGACGAUCGUGUGCGUGCCAUUGCGCAGGGUCUUGGUCUCCGUACUAUCAUUUGGGAGGAAGACACGGACGACUGGAACAUCCAGCCCGGUGGCCAGAAGUCGACCCAGCAGAUUGACCAGAACUACCAGAAGAUCAUCGACAAGGCCAACAGCGAGAGCCCCAUUGUCCUCACGCACGAGAUCAACCAGAACACGAUGGACGAGUUCCAGAAGAUGUACCCGAAGAUCAAGAAUGCGUUCAAGAACGUUGUUCCUCUGACUGCCUGCCAGAACGUCUCGAAGCCUUACCCUGACAGCGACAUCAGCUACCCCGGCUUCAGUGACUUUACUAGCGGCAAGAUCAACCCCUCUGGUCUUCCGGAUGGCAACUCGAUCAAGGUGAACCCCAGUGCCAAGUACAGUCCGCAGGAGCUGUCCAAGGAGAAGAACGGUUACGGCAACCCCCAGUCCAGCUCUGGCUCGUCGGGUGGCUCUUCGAGCAGCUCGUCCAGCAGCAACAAGGAGGGCAAGAACGGCGCCGCUGGCGUUUCUAGUGCCCACGCUGCCGUGGCUGCCUUUGCUGGCGCCGCCGCUCUCUCUGCGGUUGCUCUUCUGUAA